AUGCAAUUAUCAAUAUACGUAUUGUUGCCGUGUAUUACUACUGUUCUUGUGGAACAAACUGCAUCUGAGCCGAUCUCCUUAAUUACAGGAGCCGCUGUAGUUUUUGGCGGUGGUGCUUUGUGGUCCUUCCAACAUAAGAUCAAGUGCAAAUUGUUCGAAUGUUGUGAUAAGCCUUACGUGAAUCCACGAUUCGACAAACUCCACCGUGAUCUCAACGAACUCAUCUACGGUCAGCAUCUAGUUCUUGAGACUGUUGAGAAUGCACUUCGUGCUCACUGGAGCAACGAACAACCGAAGAAACCAUUAGCUAUGUCAUUCCACGGGUUUACUGGCUCCGGGAAGAACUAUGUUACCGAAAUCAUUGCUAACAGCACCUUCAAAAAUGGUAUGCGAAGUAAUUUCGUUCAUCAUAUUGUGGCUACUUCGGAGUACCCUGACAAGAAUAAACUCAACGAAUAUAAGCUGAAAUUACGGGAACGGAUAUUGAAUGGCGCGAGUAAGUGUAGCCGAGCAAUGUUCGUCUUUGAUGAAGCCGACAAACUUCCAGAGCAACUACUAGAGAUAAUAAAACCAUUCCUCGAUUAUUACGAUUCUGUUGGCGGCAUUGAUUUCCGGAAGACUACAUUCCUCUUUCUAAGCAAUCGUGGAGGCAGUAUGAUUGCGAAUUUAGCCUUCAGUCACUACCAAUCAGGUAGUCCUCGAGAAGACCUUACGCUCAACAAUUUCGAAAGGAUGCUUAUGCAGGCAGCUUACAACGAACCAGGCGGCCUCAAACUCACUGAGCUUAUCUCUAGCCAUUUGAUUGAUCAUUUCAUCCCAUUUCUACCUAUGGAGCGUCGCCACAUCUAUUCUUGUACUGUGUUCUACCUAAAAUCGCGAGGUAGAGAGGAUCUAGCCAAAGACGACGAACUUGUACAGCGAAUAGUUAAUUCUCUUCAGUAUUUUCCGAAAGAUAAGGAAAUCUUCUCCAGUUCUGGCUGUAAACGGAUAGCAGCGAAAGCGGGUUUGGAAAUAAGUAAAGAAACAAUCCCUUCUUUUUCAAUCAAGCAUUUGACUUUUGACGACGAGCUCUAG
Molecule: messenger RNA, 1074 nt
Organism: Necator americanus (New World hookworm)
Lineage: Eukaryota; Metazoa; Nematoda; Chromadorea; Rhabditida; Ancylostomatidae
Exons: 9
Coding region: 1-1074 (357 amino acids)
Biological process (GO): cellular response to misfolded protein
Cellular component (GO): endoplasmic reticulum
Molecular function (GO): ATP binding; ATP hydrolysis activity
Source: RefSeq, a predicted model, not a curated record